Messenger RNA from Ilex paraguariensis (yerba mate), 300 nucleotides. Lineage: Eukaryota; Viridiplantae; Streptophyta; Magnoliopsida; Aquifoliales; Aquifoliaceae. The record is from the annotation of a GenBank genome assembly.
AUGGAUGUCAAGCAAUUCUUCAAACCUUUGACCUUUCAAUUCGGGAGCAAGUGGUGGAUUGCCUCUACAAAGCUGCAGAUUCCUCCAGAGGGCUACUUGAUCAUAAAUAAUAAGGACAAUGUGUGCUUGGGUAUUCUUGAUGGAAGCAAAGUACAUGAUGGAUCUACUACUAUACUUGGAGACAUCUCCUUGCGUGGACUAUUGGUUGUAUAUGACAACGUGAACCAUAAAGUUGGGUGGGUGCAAUCGGACUGUAUCAAGCCACGGAGGGUCAGGAGUUUUCCAUUUUUCGAGGCAUGA